AUGUCGUUGGAAGUAUGCAAUUUGGAUGAGCCGUUUAGGAGAUAUCACGUUUUUACUGAAGACUGGUCCACAGCCGGCCGAACGCACUCGGCCGGACAGAAAAGGAAUUGGCUUCGCUCGGCCUUUACCAGGACACACCCGGACAACUGCGCUGUCCAAACCGGGAGGCAAUGGACCAUGGUUGACCCAGAAAAUCACAUCACGGCCGACCACAUCGCUUACACGGUCGACCCGAGCUCCGCGAACAAGAAGCCCACUUAUGCAGUUUCGACUAUUCUCGGCCCGUUUCACCUCAACCGACUUGUGGAAGACCUAGGGCACUAUAAAUACUCUUUUUUAGCCUCAAUAGAAUAG
This is a messenger RNA of Microthlaspi erraticum, 354 nucleotides long. The record is from the annotation of a GenBank genome assembly. NCBI's taxonomy places the organism in Eukaryota, Viridiplantae, Streptophyta, Magnoliopsida, Brassicales, Brassicaceae.